Molecule: messenger RNA, 1241 nt
Organism: Pyricularia oryzae 70-15
Lineage: Eukaryota; Fungi; Ascomycota; Sordariomycetes; Magnaporthales; Pyriculariaceae
Exons: 2
Coding region: 116-1240 (374 amino acids)
Source: RefSeq, a predicted model, not a curated record
UCACGCUCACACAUACAGUCCUAUCAUCUCUGCCAUUUGAGGCUAUCUAGGGUCGAAUCUUGACGGAGAACCUGACAGACCCAUCAGCAAAUACGGCAGACAUCUACCACUCAACAUGGAAACCGAAGUCCUGGAUACAAUCACGGCGAAAGUCUUCGCCCAAUACGAAACCACAAAGACCAUCCGCACCAAGCCGCUCUGCAACGCCCUCUGCACAAAAAUGCACACUGCCCCUCUGCGCUGCACCGGCUGCGGCGCGGCCACGUACUGCUCCAAGCGCUGCCAGCGCGCCGACUGGCCGCUGCACAAGAAGCUCUGCGCCUCGUACCGCCCGUUCCUGACCACCGCCAGCGCCGACCAGCGCAAGGAGUUCAAGGCCGGCAUCAUGUUCCCGGCCCACAAGCACACGAAACCCCACCUCGUCUGGAUCAAGUUCCGUCCCCGCCUCGGCAGGGAGGAGGAGUGCGCUAGCCUCGUCACGAGGGGCCUCACCCGCUCAGUCGCGCUCAGCUUGGAGCGCGUCCCCGACGUCGCGCCGCUGCUCGGCAUAUCCGAGACGAGUGGCGCGCACGCCGUCAUCGCAAGGAGCGGCAGCACCAGCGGCGCCGGGGCCGUGCUGUUCCACGUCGUGCCCAGGACGGAGCUGUGCCUUGCGCGCUGGGCCGACGUCGGCGGUCUACCCGCCAACGAGAGCAUCCUCGACCUGCUUGUCACGGGAAUGUCGCUGCACAAACAUGAUGGCCAUGGUGUGUCGAGCCCCGCUCCCGGACCCAGCGAGGAUGAGCAGCGCAACGCUGCCUACUUCCGCGGGCCGGUGAUUGUGUACCGGCAGGCGGACUAUGGAAACAAGGGGGAGGAGGCGGCGGCGGCGGCGGCGGCGAAGAGCGCCGUCGGCUUCACGACGAUCCGGUUCGCUGUUGGUCAGGAGGCCGAGGACGUGACGCCGAUCGAUCUGCGGUGCGCGGUCGAGUCGAUGGCGGCAUGUCAGCGUACGAGGCCCGUCAUGGACUUUGUUCCCAUCUCACAGGCCCCGCAGAACAAGGCUCCGCGUGGUGGUGGUGGUCACGGGCACGAGAAGCGCGAGGACGAGCAGGAGGAUGGCGCGGAGCAGAGCAUCGUCAAGGAGAAGAUAAUGAUAAAGAAGCGCAACAGCCACAGCUGCGAAAGGGUCCGGCGGCCCGAGGAGAGGAUAUGGAGUGCUUGGCAGUCAAAGUGCAAGGGCGCCGGCAAGACAGAGUGAG